Clunio marinus is the source of this 448-nucleotide messenger RNA. Lineage: Eukaryota; Metazoa; Arthropoda; Insecta; Diptera; Chironomidae. The record is from the annotation of a GenBank genome assembly.
AUGAAGACAUUUUCGUGUAUAACUCGAGCACUUCUCGUGAUAUAUUUUUUCAGUGCGCAAUCUUAUGGUGAAAUACCAGGAUAUACCGCAGGUAUUGAUUACCCAAAUUAUUCGGAAGUGCCAAAGGGAGGAAGCUUUUCAUGUGCAAACAGAUUGCCAGGAUAUUACGCUGAUAUGGAAACAAGAUGUCAGGUCUGGCAUUGGUGUCUUCAUUCUGGUCUCAAAUUUGAUUUUCUAUGCCCUAACGGAACUGUGUUCAAUCAAGAACAUCGUGUCUGUGAUUGGUUCUACAAUGUCAAUUGUGCACAAGCUGAAGAUCUUUAUUUAAAUAAUGAAGAACUUUACAAAGAUGCGCAAGGAAAUCCCAUCUAAUAUCUUACACGUAUUAAUCAUUGAAUAAAUUGUGAUACAUAUUCUACUUCCUCAUCAUGUUUUUGAUUAAUUGUCA